This is a messenger RNA of Stegodyphus dumicola, 5595 nucleotides long. Its product is annotated as neprilysin-1-like. Gene Ontology annotation, cellular component: plasma membrane. Gene Ontology annotation, biological process: protein processing. The record is from RefSeq and is a predicted model, not a curated record. NCBI's taxonomy places the organism in Eukaryota, Metazoa, Arthropoda, Arachnida, Araneae, Eresidae. Gene Ontology annotation, molecular function: metalloendopeptidase activity.
UGAAUAUUUUAGUUAGUUUAUGAUGCUGAAUACGCAUAAUUUGCUAUUCUUUUUACGUUUAAAAGUGACUUCGCAGUGCUCUGAUCUGAUAAGUGCAGAGGAAAUGUUCGAAGAUAUCAAAACUGCGUUUCUUGAUUUGCUGGAUAAAGUUGAUUGGAUGGACUUUGAAACGAGAUCAGCUGCUCGACAGAAGGCGAUGCUAAUGAGUCAGAAGAUUGGAUUUCCAGAAUACAUUUUAGAUCCUGCAGAAUUAGAUAAAGAUUAUGAAGGAAUAGAAUUCAAACCAGACGCUUAUUUCGACAAUGUGCUGAAAAAUCUCAAGCACUAUUCUACACGUGAGCAACUGAAACUACGAACACCGGUUGAUAGAACGCAAUGGGUUACUUCUCCAGCUGUAGUCAAUGCCUUCUACACAAGAUCUAAAAAUUUCAUAACAUUCCCUGCUGGUAUUUUGCAGCCGCCUUUAUAUCAUCAAAAUUAUAUAAGAUCACUUAACUAUGGUGGCAUUGGUGUAGUUAUUGGACACGAGAUAACACACGGAUUUGACGAUAAAGGUAGACAGUUUGACCAUUUUGGAAACCUGAAACAAUGGUGGAAUAGUGAAGCACUGGAACGUUUUCAAUCUAAAGCUGAUUGCAUGAUAAACCAAUAUGGUGAUUAUAUUAUGACAGAUAUUGAUAUGAGGGUAAAUGGUAUAAAUACCCAAGGUGAAAAUAUUGCUGAUAACGGAGGUGUGAAGCAGGCUUUCAAGGCUUAUCGUAGCUGGAUAGCUCGUAAUGGCGACGAACCUUUGCUUCCUGGUCUAAACUUGACACAUGAGCAGUUAUUUUUCUUGAACUACGCUCAGAUCUGGUGUGGCACCAUGAGGCCAGAAGCAGCUGUUAACAUAAUUCGUACAGGAGCACAUAGUCCAGGAAGAUUUAGGGUCAUUGGAGCGCUGUCAAACUCUCAGGAUUUCAUCGAAGCAUAUAACUGCCCUUUGGGAAGCCCAAUGAACCCUGAGCAUAAAUGCGAAGUAUGGUAAAGGUUAUUUCAAGGACUGAAUGUCUUUUCAUUAAAUGACCAGUUGAGCAAUUUGGAAAACAUAACGGGUACCUGCAUAGUUCGCGGACCAUAUAAGAGGCUGUUUUGUGAAGGCAUGCCUAAAAAGAACUCUCAUCUUUUCGUAUGUGUAAAUACACUUUUUAUGGGAUGAAAAAUCCUUGCUUUAAAAAAAUCACAAAUACAUGUUACUUUGUUUAUCUGUUUCCAGUGGCUGUGUUCCUGCUUACAGAUCAGUUAAGUGCAAUAAACUGUCAUGUUGCCAUUCGAACGUAAACACAUUCUUGUAUUUUGCAUUUUUAUGUCAGAUAACUCUAGAUGAUUUUACUUCAUUAACUUCGUUCUUCAAGAAAUUUCUUUUAUGCUAUGAAAUCUGGUAACUUUCAUUCAAAAUUUACAAGCAAUUUUAAUUUUAAUUUACCAUAAUAAAGGUAAACACACAUACAGACACACGCACAAAAAAUAAUAAAUAAUAUUUCCAAAAAUACUUUAUAUGUCAUAGAAUACUUUAUUUACAGAAUUAAUUAUGAAUAGUUUGUUGUAGUUAUCGUACUUUGAAUAUCCUGAAAAGAAAUAACACACAUAUUAUGUAUAUAAUAAAGUCCUAAACAUGCAUAUAUAAAGUCCUAAAUAAAUUCUUAAAAGUUUGGAAAUAAUAAUAAGUGUUAUAAGUAAGUAACAAGCGUUAUAUAUAAUAAGCGUUAUAUAUACAAACGCUAAUUUUUUCCCUCCUUCAUUUUAACAAAAUACAAAAACCUAAUCUGCAGUUUACUUACUUGUUUGAUUUCAGUAAUCCUCUAUGAAUCAUUUUUGAAAUAAUUAUUUUAAAUUUAUAGUAAAUAUUAAUAUUAUUUUUUAAUAUUUUUAAAAAUUUAUAUUGAAUAUUUAUAUUGACAUUUUGAAACAAUAUUUUAAAAUCUGUAUUAAAUAUAAAUUCUUUGUGAAAUUUUUUCUUGUAUAGUUUGUAGUUAUAAUCUAUUUAGGAAAUUAAAGAAUAAGAAUUGUUUCAAUUAUUUAUUCUGUAAUAUAAUUGCAUUUUUACCCGCUAAAGGUUGUAAUUAAAUAAUUGCUUUCGUUUCUCUCAAAACUUAAAAACUGCAUUAAAAUCUGUGAAAGUUUCAUUUUCGUAUGCUUAAAUUGUAAAUAAAAAACUUUAUGCUGCAUUAUUUAAGAAGGCCCUUUCUUAAUUUAACAACAAAUACAAAGAGAAAUUUGAAAAGACAUAAUCAACUUCAGAUUAACUGGGAGUUGAUUAAGAACAAAGUUAAAUUUGCUUAUUUGAGGGAAAUGAAAAAAAUGCUAUCACGAACGAUCAGCGUAAAAUAAAAUAGUUUAGGGAAAAUGCAAAAAGAGGAAUUAUAAUGAAGCGAAAAACAUCCCAAAUCAAAUAAAAGUUAUAGUCAAAGCUAAAAGAUCAAUAAAUUUUUGCAAGAGUUUGAAACCAAUGACAUUGAUAAAGCUCUCUUGUAAAUAUUGUUCUUUAAUGCUAUUCAUAACUUCUUUUCUAAAUUAUGUUUAUUCUUUUGUUAUUUAUUUUGUUACUUUUUUACUGUUUUGAAUACUAAUUUACUCGUAAUUUAAGUAAUUUGAACGCAAUGAUAUUGUUGAACCUCUCUUGUAAACACUGUUUUCAAUGCCAUUUUUAUAAUUCAAUUUCUUCGCCUCGAAUCUAAUUUAACAAAUUCCAACGCAGUGACAUUUCUGAAGCUCCUUUAUUCUUUAAUGACAUUUAUAACUUUAAUUUCUUUAUUUCUAAUGGGGGGUUAUUCUUCUAUUAUUGUACGUUCUUUCGAUUUUCAAAUAAUAAUUUAGUUUGAAUGCAGUGGCGUUGUUAAAGCUGUCUUGUAAGUUAUGUUGUUUAAUGCCAUUUGUAACCUUAUUUUUCCACUUCUAAUGGCAUUAAUUCUUUCGUUAUUUACAGUACGUUCUUCUUUCAAAUACUAAUUUAAGUAAUUUUAAAGCAAUGACAUUGUUAAAACGCUCUUGUAAAUACUGCUCUUUAAUGCCAUUCAUAACUUAAUUUCUUUAUUUCAAAUGGAUAUUGAUAAUCUUCCGUUAUUUACAAUACGUUCUUUUUUUUCGAAUACUAUUAAUUAAAUUUAAGUAAUUUUAAAGUAAUGACAUUGUUGAAGCUCUCUCAUAAACUAUAAUCUUGUUCUUUAAUAUUAUUUUUAAUUUCUUCGUUUGUUACGAAAAGUGUUUAUUCUUCUGUUAUUUACAUUCUUUUUGUUUCGAAUACUAAUUAAAUGUAAGCAAUUUGAAAGCAAUGCCAUUGUUGAAGCUCUCUUGUAAAUACUGUUCUUUAAUGCCAUGUCUAACAAUUUCUUCAUUUGAAAUGGUGUUUAUUCUUCCAUUAUUUACCAUACGUUCUAUUUGUUCCAAAACUAAUUAAAUUUAAGUGAUUUGAACCCAAUAGCAUUGUUGAAGCUCUCUUAUAAAUGCUGUUCUUUAAUACCAUUUACAACUUAAUUUCUUCGUGUCUAAUAGCGUUUAUUCUUUCCUUCUUUCCCUUUCGAAUACUAAUUUAAGUAAUUUAAACGCAUGGGCUUUGUUGAAAAUUCCGCGUAAAUGCUGUUCAUUAAUGCCACUUCUAACAGUGCUUAUUCUUCUGUUAUUUUUAGUACGUUUAUUCUGUUUCGAAUAAUAAUUUAAUUUUAAGUAAUUUGAACGCUAUGGCAUUGUUGAGGCUCUCUCUUAAAUACUAAUCUUUAAUGUCAUUUAAAACUUAGUUUUCUUUUUUUCAUUUCUGUGGUGUUUAUUCUUUCUAUAUUUUCAGUGUGUUCUUUCUUUUUCAGAUACCAACAUAAUUUAUAAAAUCAAAUGAAUUUAGUCUCCAGAUCAAACUGUUUGAAAACACAGGCAAUUGUUAAUAGAAUAUUUUUGUUAAUUAUAGUAUAGGUUGCCCUUUCGCGCGUGCUUUUUAACUUUUUUUCGCAUUAACUGGGAUUUUGAGUUGAAUUUAUUACGAAUUAAGCCAGCUAAUCGGGAGUUGAUUAUGUCACUAUUAAUUUAAUUUUUAGGAUUCUCAAUUUAUAAAUAUUAAUACGGAAAAAUGUUUCGAAUUAAAAAAACUAUGUAUUGAAUUAUAAAAUUACAUAUAUAAUAUUUUAACAUUUAAACUAUUAAAAAAGAAAUGAUUUUUUUUUAAAUGUAUUUGUUUGAUAUUACUUUAACCGUUUCACAGUUUAGGUAGAACUUUAAUUCGUAUACCUGUCUAUUCAUAACAAGUGCAUCUUUUAAUAUUUUCAUUACCAUUCUUUGAAACAACAAUUUACAUGAAUCAGUUGUAGAAAGCAAUGCAGAUGUCCCUUAUUUCCAUUAAACCUUUAGAAAUACCACUAAUUUAUAUGCAGUUCAACAUUUAGCAUUGAAAUUAUUGAAAUCUGUGGUGUGGAAGAUUUUUAUGGUUUUCAUAUUCAAAACAAUGUGCAGUACAUUACUAAACAUGAGUUAUUUUCCUGAUAAAUUAAAACUUUAGAUGGAAAUUAAUUAAAAUAUUAUUUAAUUUAUAACAGAUAUUAGAUAUAUUAAGCACUAAAAAAACACUAAUAUUUUGAAAUAGUAAAUUUUAGUUUGGAGUUUGAUCUUUUUUAUUAUGAAACAAUAGAACAGUAUAUUUUUUUAACUCAAUGAGAAACAAAAAUCUCGAAAUAUUUUACAAACUUAGCUAUGAAAAAUACAAAAUAUUAUCAGUGCAUUUUAUUGAACUUCAACCAUAAAAUUCAUGCAGUGUGAUGUAUCAUUAUAGAUUGCAGGAAAUAUAUUGCCAAUUAAAUCAAAUUUAAUAAAGAUAAAUUAUAUUAAAUUUUAAAAUUAAAUGCUGCUUAUCGUGAAUGACUGCAAACAUGGAUGCAAGUAUCAUAAAACAAACAUUCAAAGACAAAAAAAAUAUUCUUUUCUUUAAAAAAAAAUAAUUUGGACUUUCUUGUAAUUUUAAAAUGAAAGGUAGAUGAAUUAGAUCCAAAACUGAAGUAUGAGAAUAUGUUUUCCAUAUUUAGCUGCUGUAUAUUAUUUCCUGUUUUGCAACAAAUAGUAUUGAAUCUUUCACCUUCAAUAUUUUACUGUGUAUAUUUACAGAAAACCAGAUCGUAAUGUUCAAUGCACUACUAUUUUUUCAUGUGAAAUAUUUGUAUAUAAACGUUACAAAAUAAUUAAACUUUUUUCAUCUACAUUACAUAUAUAUUGUUAUUUUAAUAAUGUAUAGAAUAACUGUUUCUGAACAAUAUAUUGCAUUUUACUCUGAAAAAAGGAAGAAAUAAGUAUGAAAUAUGUCCAACAUAGUUUAUAUAGAAAAUGUUAAAUGUUUAUGAAGGAAGGAUUUCGGAAAUUAUUGUAAGUAUGUCAUGAAAAUAUUUUACUGUGCAUUUCAUGUUUUGUUUAGAAAGCUUUGUAUAUAGCCAUGACGUUGUAUGAUUAUGCAUAAAUACAUCAGAUUUGUGGAAAUACCUUGCAAAUUUAUGAUGGCUUAUUUUUAUUGAUUACUUUGUUCCAUUGUGUUAAUUGCAACAUAGUCUAUGUGAGUGUUCAAAUAAAUGUAUGAUAUAUUUAGUAAAA